AUGGCCGCCAUACAGCCGGCUUCAUCAGAAACCAAACCCUCUCAAGGGGGCGAGAAUCUCCGCAUCGUCAUCGUAGGCGCAGGCUUGGGUGGUCUUCUUGCCGCCAUCGGCCUCGCCCUUGAUGGCCAUCAGGUAAUGUUCCUUGAGCAAGCCACAACCUUUGGGGAGGUCGGCGCCGGCAUGCGUAUCCCUCCCAACUGCUUCAGAAUCCUCCGCCGGUGGGGCAUCGACGCAACAUACCUCAAGAAAACGCACUCCAACGGUAACCGUUUCUUACGAUAUGACAACGGCGCUCUGUUGGCGGAUAUGCCUCAUGGGGUACCGGAACUAGAUUUUGGCGGGAGUUAUCUGAUGGUGCAUCGAGCCGAUUAUCAUUCUCUCUUGCUGCAGAAAGCUCUGGCCCUUGGUGUUCGCGUUAGGGGUGGAUGUCGGGUGGACGAGUACGAUUGGGAUGCACCGGCCGCGAUAUUGCAAGGAGGCGAGAGGGUAACGGGAGACCUCGUUGUCGUUGCAGAUGGCGUCCAGAGCAGUGCGAGAGCCGAGUUCCAAGGGCACGAACUGCCACCCACCGACACAGGCGAUAUCGUCUACCGCAUAUUGAUUCCGGGCCAAGACCUGCUUGCGGAUCCGGAAAUGCGUGACUUGAUAUCUCAGCCUUGGGUAACAUCAUGGUGCGGUCCUGAAGCACAUGUCAUAGGAUAUCCCGUGCGGGGAGGUGAAGUAUACAACGUUGUCUUUUGUUGCUCCGAGUCUUCGAUGCAAGACCAACCUUUUCAGUUCGGAGAGAACAAGCUGCUCAUCUCAGACAACUCGGAGCUUCGACGGCGGUUCGUUGACUGGGAGCCACGAGUGAAGAAGCUCGUCGAGCACUCUGGCAAGGAGUUCCUCAAGUGGCGGCUGUACGAUUUGGAUCUUGUCGAUAACUGGGUUCAUCCCAAAUCCAAGGCCGUCCUGCUUGGUGACGCUGUCCACCCAAUGCUACCAUACAUGUCGUCCGGUGCGGCCAUGGCUUGCGAAGACGCAGCUGUGCUUCGGAAGGUCCUCCAGCGCACCACGAAAGCCAAUCUCGGCUCGGCACUCCGAGCGUACCAGGGUCUGCGCCAGUCCAGAGCUUCCAAAGCCCAGAAAGCCGGAAGAGUGCUUCAGGAUGCAUAUCACUUGCCUGACGGCGAGGCACAGCGGGAGAGAGAUGUGUGGAUUACCAAAGAUGACGAGAGGAACCCGAUAUUCUGGGGAUACAAGGCGAGGAGGGAUUGGUUAUUUGGGCAUGAUGCGGAAGACUUCUAG
This is a messenger RNA of Aspergillus calidoustus, 1287 nucleotides long. NCBI's taxonomy places the organism in Eukaryota, Fungi, Ascomycota, Eurotiomycetes, Eurotiales, Aspergillaceae. The record is from the annotation of a GenBank genome assembly.